UUUAAAUAAUCUUUGAUUGAAACAAAACUAUUUUUGCAGUAUUGUGAUGCGUAAAGACAAUUUCGAAAUAUCAUAAUGACGCACCAUUGAUAGCAAGUAUCAUAAAAUAUGUAAUAUCUUAUCUUCGUGAGAAUUUAUAUAAAAGGAAAAUCGGAUCGUGUUAUAUAUUAACCUGAACCUUCGAAGUCACUGUCAUGAAAUUGUGGACGUGUGUGUUGUUGCUGUGCGCGGCGGCUGUCUGCGUCACGUGUGAGCAGCCGCCGAGUGACGAGGACUGGCUGGAGCUGGACACCCCGCAGGGACCAGUGCGCGGCCGCAGGGAUCCCGAUGCAGACCAUCUAUACGUUUUCUACAACAUACCAUAUGCAACAGCUCCAACGAAGGAAGACAAAUUUAAACCACCACAACCAGCACCAGUUUGGAAAGUACCUUAUGACGCUAUUAACAAACAUAUUGUAUGCCCGCAACCAAAAAUUGUUCCGUUUCCAAGCCUCAUAAUUGAACAAGAAGAUUGUCUUAUCGCCACAGUGUACGUGCCUGACACACGAAAGAAAAAUCUUCCUGUCCUCGUCUACGUUCAUGGAGGAGGAUUUUUUGCGGGUUAUGGUGACAUGUUCACGGCAAAACAACUACAAAAAAAUAAAGAUAUGAUAUUGGUUACUUUUAAUUAUCGGCUUGGAAUACACGGGUUCCUUUGUCUUGGUACCGAGGACGUUCCUGGAAAUGCUGGAAUGAAAGAUCAAGUAGCUUUACUUCGAUGGGUGCAACAGAAUAUUGCAAGCUACGGUGGUAAUCCAGAUGAUGUCACACUUGCAGGCUAUAGUGCGGGUUCCGCGGCGGUAGAUUUAGUGAUGCUCUCAAAGUCAUCUGAAGGAUUAUUCAACAAAGUAAUAUUUGAGAGUGGAACCAGUAUUGCUACCUGGGCGAUCCAGGUUGAUCCCUUGCAGAAUGCUAAGAAUCAAGCCAAAAAAAUGAACUUUACCAAUGUCGAUGACAUUCAAGCUUUAGAAAAGUUUUACAAAAUAGCUCCUAUGUCUCUCCUAACUUCAGAUACAUUUUUUGAUCGAUAUGACUCGACUGUUGGUUUCCCACCAUGUAUAGAACGUGAUACAGGAUCUGAAGCAUUCCUCACGGAAUCUCCUCUGAAAAUUUUACAGAAGGGUAGUUAUAAGAAGUUACCCAUGCUGUACGGUUUUUCUAAUAUGGAAGGGAUAAGCAGGUUACCUAACUACGAACAAUGGAAACAUGUCAUGAAUGAAAAGUUUUCUGAGUUCUUACCAGCAGAUCUAACGUUUAAAAGUGACGUCGAAAGAGAAGAAGUUGCAGAGAAGAUUAAGAAAUUCUUUUUUGGUGAUAAACCUAUUGGCGACGACACCGUGUUGAGUUAUGUUGAUUAUUUCUCGGAUGUUUUUUUCACGCACUCCAUGCUUUGGGCGUUAAAGUUACACGUAGAGGGUGGUCACAAUCAAUUAUAUUUGUACGAAUAUUCGUUUGUUGAUGACGACACUCCGGUAGUAUCUCAUACUAACAUAAGGGGUGCCGACCACUGUGCUCAAUCAAGAGCUGUAAUGGACAGUUUUAAUCAGAGUAACAGUAAUGAAGACUUCGACAGUCCAGAAUUCCGGAAUAUGAAGAAAACUAUGCGACAAAUUUGGAGGAACUUUGUUAAAACUGGUAAGCCGGUGCCGGAGGAGUCAUCUCUGCCUGCGUGGCCGGCGGCAGGCGCAGACAGGGCGCCGUACAUGUCUCUGGGACAGAAGGUGGAGUUGCGUCACGAGCCGCUCCUGGAGACACGCUUCCGGUUCUGGGAUGACAUCUACCAGAAGUACUACCUGGAGCCCAUACCUCCACCAGCAGCAGUAGCGUCAAGCGGAGGACAACGACAAGAAUUAUAAGAAUUAUAAAUAUUGUGUUUUGAAUAUCGCUUACUUUUGCACUGUAUCAAAUUAUUUUACUUCCACUUAAGCAGGAGUAUAGUGAUAGAAGUGGUUUUUUGCUAAGUUUCAUUGUUAUUGACACCAUAAUGUUUACGGGGGUGUUGUAAUAUAUAAAAAAAAAAUUAGCAACUAGCAACUACUACAAGAGCAAGAUUGUAGAUUGGAAAAUUAAGUUUUUAUAAGAUUUUAACAUUGGAAAGAAUGUCGAAUUUUAAAAUAUUUUUGAUUUUUUACCUAUCUUUGUUCUCUUUGUAGGUACCUAUUCUUUUGUCUUUUGUCGGAAAUUCUUUUGUCGACAAUACAACUUUAUUCGGAUACCACA
Trichoplusia ni (cabbage looper) is the source of this 2259-nucleotide messenger RNA. Its product is annotated as cholinesterase 1-like. The transcript is spliced from 3 exons. NCBI's taxonomy places the organism in Eukaryota, Metazoa, Arthropoda, Insecta, Lepidoptera, Noctuidae. The coding region runs from base 195 to 1895 and encodes 566 amino acids. The record is from RefSeq and is a predicted model, not a curated record.